Messenger RNA from Pectinophora gossypiella (pink bollworm), 2756 nucleotides. Its product is annotated as collagen alpha-1(IX) chain-like. The transcript has 23 exons. The record is from RefSeq and is a predicted model, not a curated record. NCBI's taxonomy places the organism in Eukaryota, Metazoa, Arthropoda, Insecta, Lepidoptera, Gelechiidae. The coding region runs from base 159 to 2306 and encodes 715 amino acids.
UGAACGGACGACUCGCGACCCGGUGCGAGCCAAACGGGCUCUUGCUCUAUCGCGUGGUCCGCUCGGUGAAACGGACGUCAGCUCUCAGACUAUAAGAUAUGAUCUCGAAGAAUGUUAGUUGUGUUUAGAUUUUGUGUGAUUUUUUUAAUGAUAUUACGAUGAUUUGUCGGUUUACAAUUCUCGUAACAUUGUCAUCAUUGUACGUCCAAUAUCAUGGAGCUGUCGCUCAAUCUGCAGACAACUCAACGACACUCGCCCCCCUAUUCGAGCAAGCCCCCUGUUCCCCCAUCCGUCCCGGGGAUGUGGACUUCCAGACGGUGGACCUGAUCGCGGUAUACCGGCUGGACCGGUCCGAUACCACGGGCGUGACCCUCGUGCAGGGCUCGCAGGACCUGCAGCGCGCGUACCGCAUCGGCGACGGGGCCAACUUGACCCUGCCUCUGAAACAAGUAUUCCCGUACGGGCUUCCCUCCCACUUGAGCGUGGUGGGCACGUUCAACACGCACGGGCAGCGCCGACCCUGGAGCCUGGUGAAGGCCAGCGCUAAGGACCUGCGGUUCGCCGUCACCUUGCUGCCACAUUCCAUGAGGCUGGCUGUUUUUGUCAAGGGGACUAGAGCGAUCUUUAAAACUCCUAGUCUGUUCACAGCGGGUUGGCACAAAUUGCACCUCGCGGUUGUCAACAAUACGGUGCAUGUUGCUGUGGAUUGUAAAGAGCUGAGACCAGAGAAGGUCGGAGAUUAUGACUUCAGUGACGUAACAAAUGUGACCAUCGUGUCUAAUGAAGAUGGAACCCCUGCUCCCAUAGACCUUCAGUGGUUGUCUAUCAGUUGCAAUCGCUAUUACAUCACUAAGGAGAGCUGUGAGGAAAUUGAAAAAGCUGAAACCCUGAUUGCCACCCAGGCGCCUCCAUUGUACGCAGUAGAAUCCUCAUCAAGUUCAUCUGUGGUUGGAGUUCCACUUUGCAACGCUACCUGCCCCGCUGGACCAGUUGGCCCGCCGGGCCAGACGGGGCCACGAGGCCCCACAGGAUUACCGGGUAUCAGAGGAACAGAGGGUCCCCCUGGGCCAGUCGGACCAUUGGGACCUAAAGGAGACAGGGGCGAAAAGGGUGAACCAGGGGGAUUCAUCAAUGCAACUGAUCUUGGAGUAGUAGGACCCGAAGGACCUCCCGGAAAACGAGGACCUAAGGGCGAUAAAGGCGAUGCUGGACAGAAAGGUGAACAAGGAGAACCUGGGCUAGUGGGACUCGCAGGGAUACCAGGAUCCCAUGGAAGAGAUGGAGAGCCGGGUCCUCCAGGCCCGAUGGGGCCUCCCGGGGAGCGUGGGUUCCCCGGCCUGCCGGGGCCUGCAGCCAAUAUCAACGCUUCUCUUAUCCAUGGUGCCAAAGGUGAAAGGGGAGCGCCAGGUAGGCCGGGCAGAGAUGGAGACUCAGGAGUGAGGGGACCGCCGGGAAUAGAUGGGGCUCGGGGUUUACCUGGACCAGAAGGGCCUCAAGGCAUGCCGGGAAUCCCCGGAGACAGAGGACCUCCGGGAGGCCCUGGUCCCGCUGGAGAAAGAGGGCCUGAGGGACCACAGGGUCCAGAAGGUCAACGAGGACUGCCAGGCCCCCCUGGGCCGCCUGGGGCCACAGCUACUGGGUCACAAAGUGUCCCAGUACCGGGGCCUCCGGGCCCUAUCGGGAAAACAGGAGAGAAAGGCGAGCCGGGAUUGCCGGGACGUCCUGGCAGGGACGGGUCGGAUGGCAUCCCGGGUGCACCUGGGCAGAGAGGGCCGCCAGGCCUGCCCGCGCCGCCUGCCCCGCACUCCGUUGUACAGUCACCUUCAAUAUCGGAGAAUGAAGUGCGCAACAUAUGCGAGGACCUGAUAAGAGCUCGUCUUCAAGAGUUGACUGCCAGCCUAGCUUCUUCCGCUUCACAAGGGACAGGCAAGCGAGGUCCGCCGGGAAGACCAGGUCGUGCCGGAACACCGGGAGUCCCAGGGGAACCAGGAGAGCCCGGCCCCAGAGGCUACCCGGGUGAGACGGGAGAGCCGGGUAAGCCGGGUAGCCAGGGGUCAGCGGGGCCUAAAGGGGACAAGGGAGAACGGGGCCCACAAGGCGUGGGCAUACCCGGGCAAGAAGGACCGAGAGGUUCACCAGGUCCAGUAGGUCCGCCAGGUCCCGAAGGUAGACGAGGAGAAAGGGGUGAUCCUGGCAGAGAAGGGUCCAUUGGACCGAGAGGAAUUCAAGGUCCUAGAGGGACCUGCGACUGUCCUACAGCUGCCUUCUACGCGUAUGCACCACAAAGCAACAACAAGGGACCAUGAAAUGAAGACUAAUAGAAAAUUGGGGUCGAUUUUGGUGACUACAUUUACGCGAUAUCUUUAGCAGGUCAAGCUAACACAAGUAUUUUGUUGUAAAUGAGUUUUGCCAAUAAGUAUGUAUUUUAGCUGUUUUUCUAAAUCCCAAGCAAAAGUAGCAGCAAGUAGCGUGGAAAAUGCUGCACCGACAAGAGCGUGGCUCUUAAAUUGAUUGAUUGAUUUCUAAAUUCCAGUUUUUUUUAUUGUUUAAUAUUUUUCCUUACGUUGUUGAACACACACACUCAUACUCGUAUUGGAAGCUGCACUAUCAACACAAAACUUUUAAUAAGUCCGUAGGCGAUUAUAUACUCAUUUAAGAUUUAAAUAAUAAAUUAAGUGACUUUUUAUAAUGCAUUUAAAACCAAAGAUUAUUUUGACAAUGUAUACGUACUUAAAAUUAAAUAUUAAAAAUUUAAA